Molecule: messenger RNA, 3121 nt
Organism: Phasianus colchicus (ring-necked pheasant)
Lineage: Eukaryota; Metazoa; Chordata; Aves; Galliformes; Phasianidae
Source: RefSeq, a predicted model, not a curated record
ACACAAACCCCAAACAGAGACCUAGGUGGUGAGGCAACACUAGCGUGCCUAGGCUACAUUUAUGCCUUCCUAGGGAAAUGAAGUAACUUCUCAGCUCCUAGGCAGAUGAAGAAAUUAAAUUAAGCGUUCUCAGCUUCCAAAGGAGCUGGCAGCAGACUGACGUGCCUGUAGUACCACAAUUUGCCCUGCUGGGCUGGGCUCAAUCACACCUGCCAGUAGUUAGGCCAUCAGUUCAUCCAGGUGCCCCAAGAAAGUGGAUUCAGCCCAUUCUCCUGGCCCUCUCUUCGUCUACUAUGUCCUCCAGCAGACCUGACUGUCCCUUUGUGGGGCUGCUGUCUGGAAUAGUUACUGAGUGCCUCCCACCAUGAAGCUAUGGCCCUUGACCGUGAGAGACUGUCUUGGAUCAGCCCGCUCUUCACUAGAAAGCAGAAUGCACUUGGAUCCAUUAGGGUUUGUCUUGGAACCUGGAGAUAAUCAAGGUCCCUUGCAACCAUGAUGAAACCUAGGAUGCAGAUGCUUCUGAUUCUGGCAGUUCUGUUCUUUCUUCUGAUCCAUUUCCACUUCCUAACCUGCAGCAACACUGCCUCCCUGGAAUUAAAACCUUCUCCAGUCCACAUUCUCAUUCUCUCCUCCUGGCGGUCAGGAUCAUCCUUCACUGGCCAGCUUUUCAGCCAGCACCCCAGUGUCUUCUACCUGAUGGAGCCUGCAUGGCAUGUAUGGGUUACAAUGUACCAGAACAGUGCCAAAGUCUUGCACAUGGCGGUGCGGGACCUGGUCAGGUCAGUCUUUCUCUGUGAUAUGUCUGUUUUUGAUGCUUACAUGUCUAGUCAGAAGAAAAAGUCUGAUUUAUUUCAGUGGGAGAAAAGCCGAGCCUUGUGCUCCCCUCCUGCCUGUGACUUCUUCAGUCGCAACGACAUAAUUGCUGCAGGAAACUGCAGAACUCUCUGUGGCAGAUACUCAUUCAGCAAGGUGGAAGAAGCCUGUAAAACCUACAGCCACAUUGUCAUCAAGGAGGUUCGUUUCUUUGACCUGAAGGUCCUCUACCCACUUCUCACCGAUCCAUCCUUGAACCUCAAAAUAAUUCACUUGGUCCGUGAUCCUCGGGCUGUGUUCAGGUCCCGAGAGAAUACAAUGGCAGAACUGAAACGUGACAGUGACAUUGUUGUGGGGUCCCAGAAGACAAAGGGAGAACUGGGACCUUACAACACAAUGCAAGAAAUUUGCAAAAGCCAUGUUGAGAUUUACAAGGCAGGUAGCCAGGCUAUUCCCAGCUUUCUGAAGGAUCGUUACCUGCUAGUUCGUUAUGAAGACAUUGUCAGAGAUCCACUAGGAAAGGCUGCUCAGAUGUAUAGGUUUGCAGGACUCCAUUUCACACCAGAACUUCAGAAGUGGGUGCACAAUAUUACCCACGGGAAGGGAAAAGGAGAACAAGCAUUUGAAACUGGAUCCAGAGAUGCACUGAGCACAUCUGAGGCCUGGAGGAACACGUUUCCCUUUGAGAAAAUAGAGAAAGUGCAAAGUGUGUGCAAGGAUGCAAUGGACUUACUGGGGUACCGGCUAGUUCAGUCUGAAGAGGAACAGAAGGACAUGUCACUGGAUCUUUUGUUUGGCCAGAACAAAUUCUGAAGGCAGAAAAGCUGUUCUCUGUACCUCCUCUCUGAAUGCUGCAUGGUGGAGAACUAUUUACUUGUGCUGAAGGGGGUAGAGGUACCUCUGUGUGUGGGGGGGGGGGUGGGUGUGUGAGGUCAGGUCGAAUAACACAGGAGUGCUGACAGCGCUCACGACAGUUUUACCAGCAGCAGCACAGGGUAGCUUUGCAAAGCUAUAACACAGCCUGGAGUAAUGCAAAUCUGUUAUCCAAAUUAAGUUUGGGGUGUAUGGGAAAGAGGAAUUAUGUGUAGAUGGAAGCAAACAGACUGCCAGAGGAGUGGAAUUGGGUGUCAGAGCUCAAACCCCUCCACAAGCCACAGCUAAGUACUGGAGAAACCAUGUGGAACAACUGCACUGCAGUGGAAGAGGAAAUAUAAAUGGAAGCCAAAGGAAGAGAACAUUCUUUGUCAUGCUGCCACUUGGGAACAUAUAAUGACAGAAGAGAUACAAUGAUAAACAUACGGUGUUUUCUGGAAAGCUCUUCUUCCCCCUCUCCCUUCCCCUUUCCCCCGCCCCUCCCCCCCCCAACUCUAUUCCUGUGCCUGGGCCUUUAACAUUCAUGGCAGUGUUGGCAAAAUGUCUGCAUUCAUUUGCCACAUCAUAGGAAAAUGGAAUAUACCAGCUAUAGUUGUAAAUGAAAACUCCUAAGUCUGCACAUAGGGAUCUAUUUCUGAGACGGGGUGAACCCACUGAUUUUUUUCUAGCUGCCAAAACCAGAAGGAGUUCUUGACCUGGGAGUUCUCACAGUUUAUGUGAGAACGAGAAGAAUUCAUGCUAGUGCUAAGAUUAUAAAGACAGGGUAGGAACACAGAUUCUAUUGAUAUGCAUAGUGAAACUGAAAGAUAGGUUCGUGGCAUUGUAUUAAAAAAAGCUGAGAAGAGAACAGUAAAUUAUUAUAUUGUAUUAUUUAUUUGGUGAAAGUAUUUCCUGUCUUAGAGCAUAUGCCAGGGACCUGAAGGCCCCUGACUAAAGAAUGAUCCUAGGAUGGAACAAAGUAUCCUGACAGUUUUAAGGGAACUGGUAUUUGUGUCUGUAGCUGCAAAUACCUUGUUUUGUUGAGAGAGCUGAUCUUGGUAACUGGUCUUGUUUUUGCAAAGACUUGUUUUGCAAGCAGGUGUUCUUCUUGGGCUCUGUGUCACACAUUGGCCUCAUGGGUACAAAGUGCAGUGGAACAAACUCUGCAGACCCUGGGGAGAAUCAAAGCAGGAGAGCAGCUGCGGUGGGAGAGGGAAAAGUGCCCUUUAAAGGGGAUGCUCUGUUGGUAUGGUCCUUCUCUCUCCUUUUCAGCGGUUUGUCAUCUCUCAAGGGUUGGUGAGUAACGGUACACUUGUCGAGGGAGGUUCUGCUUCCCACUUACGGGAAUUAUCUAAAAAUGGAUGCCUGUAUGAGUGUGUGUAUGUUGACUAACACUCGUAACCCUCUGUGCUGCUCUAAGUGCAUGAUUUGCUCGACUCUGCUCCUGAGCCUUCCU